GCCUUCACUCGUUCGCCAUGAUCGCCUUCCCAACACUGCUGCUAGCCGUAGUGGUCGCCUGCGUGACGGCGCAGAACGUGACUGUGCAGACGACGGCAGGUCUGUUGCAAGGGGUGAGCACCACCACCAUCAACGGGACGGCCUACUACCGGUUCUCGGGGGUGCCUUUCGCUGCGCCACCCGUCGGAGAACUGCGUUUCAAGCCGCCGCAGCCGGUGGCACAGUGGGAGGGCGUGCGUGACGCCGUGGAAGAGGCGGACGACUGCCUGCAGGCGAUGGGCCCGCAGCUGUCCGGCUCUGAGGACUGCCUCUACCUCAACCUCUACACGCCGUCGUUGUCCGAGGAGGCCCUGCUGCCGGUCAUGGUGUGGAUCUACGGCGGCCACUUCUGGGCAGGCAGCAGCUCCGCCAGCGAGUACGGCCCGGACUUCCUGCUCGACCAGGGAGUCAUCGUCGUCGCUCUCAAUUACCGCCUGGGAGUCAUGGGACUACUAAGUUUGAACGACAGCAUCGCUAUGGGUAACAACGCCUUCAAGGACAUGGUGGCGGCGCUGCAGUGGGUCCAGGACAACGUCAGGGCGUUCGGAGGAGAUCCAGAGAAAGUCACCAUCUUUGGCCAGAGCGCUGGCGGCAUCAGCUGCGAAAUGCUCAUGUACUCUCCACUAGCCAGAGGGCUGUUCAGAGCCGUUAUAUCGCAGAGCGGCUCCGCCCUCGGAGGCGACCACAUCGUGGACACCAACCGCGAGAUGGCGUUCUGCAUCGGCAACGAGCUGGGCCUGCAGACGGAGGACCCUGCGGAGCUGCUGGCGUUCCUGCAGACAGCGGACGCGGAGGCUCUCUACCAAACGAGCUGCGGAACGGAGUUCCAGAUAACGGCUGAGCCAGAUGUGGAGGGCGCCUUUAUGACGGCGGACCACAGCCGCUUGGGAGCGUGGGCGAUCGCCGGCAACUUCACACACCUGCCGCUCCUCACAGGCGUCACCACCGGAGAAGGCAAACUGGGCGUCGCGGAAGGUUACAUUCCCGAUAGUACAUUGGAGGAGUUGAACUCUGACUUCGAAGGUGCCAUCGACAACAUUCUUCGUCUGGGGGACAUGGACGAGAAGCUCGCCGUGGCGGACGCCGUCAAGUUGUUCUACUUCGGCAAUGUGACCACGAUCAGCGCGGACGCAGCCAUACCCUACGCUGAAAUGACUACGGACCUGAACAACGGUGAGCCCUGCGACACGACUGUGCACAUCCUGAGCACUGCUAUGGAGCAGCCCGUCUUUUACUACCAGUAUGCCUACACCGGUCGCAGCGACCCCUCCGUCGUACCAGGAGCACCACACAUGGCAGACCUGGACUCACUGUUCAGCGUGCCCGGUUCCGGACAGAAUCUCGACCCAGCUUCGGAUGAGCAGAAAGUGCGCUCUGCAAUGGUCAAGCUGUGGACCAACUUCGCCAAGUAUAUGAAUCCUACGCCAGAUGAGGACCCUGUCAUUGAAGGAGGUUGGCCACGCUUCAAUGAAUCUACUGCAUAUUACUUAAACAUCGACGUCAACAUAACACUUGAACAGAACAGGAAUGCCGAGAGGAUGAACUUCGUGCACUCGGUCAUCCCACCAUAUUACUGAUACAUGAUGGUCAAACGAUAUAAUCUCAUCACCGUGGAUGGUCGCUGGCAGCAAACACAUCAUUUCAUAAACUUUUUAGAUAUCUUUUUGUGAUAUGCAGAAGCACAUAUUGUGAUGUCUCAGCAAGUGCUCUCAAGUUUUAAAAUGUUUGAUGUUUUAUGAAAUCCUUCUUAUAGCGAAUUCUUGCUGCCAUUGCAUCCUAAAUCAAACCUUUCCCCAUUCAGAAAUGAUCAAUGUGUGGAUAAUUGUUCUUUUUUUCUAUAUAAACUGACUAACCAUUCUUAUUGUCAGUACUAUGGAAUGGUUGACACUGCCAUACAUUCAACAGUCGGUUCCUCCAGAAUUGCAAGUCUCCAGAUAUGGAAGAAAUUUAAAUCAGCAAGUUUGUUAUUAACCACUGUUGACAAAAUAAGUAGCGAGAAAAUAAUGUGUAUGAACGUUAAAACAUUUCCAGCAUCCAAGACAAGAACUCUCACAAGGUUCAUACAUUAUUUUCUAAACUACAUCUUCAACGAGGAAGAAGAGUCUAUAUAUAACCUGGAACAACGCUUGCAGAACGAAAAACAAGAAAUCAUCAACAACAAGUGGAUAAGUUUUGACC
Schistocerca cancellata (South American locust) is the source of this 2217-nucleotide messenger RNA. RefSeq names its product juvenile hormone esterase-like. The transcript is spliced from 11 exons. The record is from RefSeq and is a predicted model, not a curated record. Lineage: Eukaryota; Metazoa; Arthropoda; Insecta; Orthoptera; Acrididae. Bases 18 to 1616 code for a protein of 532 amino acids.